Molecule: messenger RNA, 790 nt
Organism: Fimicolochytrium jonesii
Lineage: Eukaryota; Fungi; Chytridiomycota; Chytridiomycetes; Spizellomycetales; Powellomycetaceae
Exons: 2
Coding region: 142-612 (156 amino acids)
Source: RefSeq, a predicted model, not a curated record
CCUUUUGGCCACCUAAAAUGGCUAGGGAAAGAUCGCCACCUUCACGAGGUGCGGCUGUUCUCACUAAGAGCGAUCAUUCUGCAUGGCCGGAGAAGGAACAAACGAGUCAAGCAGCUCUCCCCGGCGUAGAGACCAAUAGUAAUGCUUAGACAUGAGGGACUUGGACAGAAAGUCGAGAUCGGUAACGAGAAGGGAAAAUUCGUUUGCGGCUUUGUUUGCGAUCAAGAGAAAGGCGGUGUCAGCGGAAUCGACAGCUAUGCAAGCAAACCCGAGCCUUUCCAGCCAAUGCCGUACCAAUUUGCAAAUGAUGGUGUUAUCAUCUGCUACUAUGGAAUACUUCAAAGCACGACUCGCGGCGCUCUUGCACCUUAUCCCUUGUGGUGUCUCAGUCCCGCUGUUCUCCUCAGAUUAACUCCUCGCCAAUACUUCGCGAGACCACGGGGCAUGUUGCUGCUUCGUACUAGUUUCUUUGUCAUGUUGCGUGGUUGGAUCAGCAAUUCCUUCGGCGAUCAAUUCUACGACAAGGCCAUGGGUUGCCUUGUCGUGCUCAGAAAGACGUGCCAAAAAAAUGAUGAAGCCGAGGCCUUCAAUACCUGGUUGCGAGGACUUUAAGGGCCAUUUGACUGAAGGAAUGCUUGUGUCGCAUGCGCCAUUUUGGCGGCGGGUGGUGCAGAGCGGGAUUACGCUUAUUACCAAGGAGGAGUCGGUGGAUGUUGACGUUAGUGAUGAGGAGGCGGAGGUAUGUUUUCAUGGCGAAGUUGAGACCUUUACAAGAAUGCAUGCUCCAAUC